Molecule: messenger RNA, 5052 nt
Organism: Apis laboriosa (Himalayan honeybee)
Lineage: Eukaryota; Metazoa; Arthropoda; Insecta; Hymenoptera; Apidae
Product: mitogen-activated protein kinase kinase kinase 10-like
Exons: 22
Coding region: 746-4939 (1397 amino acids)
Biological process (GO): glucose metabolic process; protein phosphorylation; beta-D-galactose catabolic process via UDP-galactose, Leloir pathway
Molecular function (GO): JUN kinase kinase kinase activity; ATP binding; aldose 1-epimerase activity
Source: RefSeq, a predicted model, not a curated record
UGCUAUGAGUGCUGCUUCGUUUUCUAUCAUUAAAUGUGGAAUUAUCGUGCAUUUUGUGGGCUGACGCGAAGCGUCGUGUCCUCGGGGAGGCAAACACGUCGCUUUCAAUCCUACAUGUCCCACAUACAUUAUUCCUAGUGCCGAUUCAAUGAAAAGAAUCGGCCUCAUCAACAGUGGCUUGUGGGUAUACACACCCCGACGCGAGACUCCAAGUGAUUUUAUGGCAUAUCGAGCUUUUUUCUACUCUUCUGAGAUUUUUUCUUUAGCGCUUCAAAUACGAAUAUGGUCGAUAAAAAAUUACAAGAUAUUUGCCGCUUUAUUGCCGGACUCACAAAUCAAAAUGCCGGUCAUCAUUAAAGUGUUUUUAUGCAAGGGGUGUUAGUGGUGGUAAUGAUCACCUCUUCUCACCCCACAUUUUUCUCGUAAAAUUUGUGCAUAUAAUUAAAUUAUUGUCAAAGUAUUCAAUAAUUGGUUUAAAUUCGUGUAUUAACUAUAUUUUUAGAAAAAACAUGUAUAAAAUGAACGUGAAAUGUGUAAAAUGUGUAGUGUUAAAAAAAUAAUACAAAGUGAAUAUUAGAUUUUCAUCAUUUCUUAUACAUGCUUUUUUAGCUUUUUUAUGUUGAACUAAUAUUCAAAGUGUUUUAUAUUAUUUGUGAUUUUAUUGAUAAAAUAUUACAUUAAGAUUAUAAAACAAGAAGGUAUUUAAUUUCCAAAAAGGAAAAGAUUAAGAAGAGUGUGAAGCCAUAUGCCGCCAGCCGGGCUAUCGGCAAGAGGCUUGUCUACCUUGAUGGACCACGGACAACCAGAUGCUCGUCAUCGGAGCGAGCGAUUUUUAUUUCAUUCAGAGAAUGGAUCCUCUAAUUCUCAUAGUCCUAAUACAACCAACUCAUCUCCACGAUAUCAACAUAAUAAUAGAACAAAUAAUCAUUCCACAAGUUACGGAUACUUGUAUGGGCGUACAUCUAGUAACAAUAUGUCUGAUAGUAGUGUUUCUGAUACACAUAGUGGUGGUACAGCAAGAACUGUUUCUCAACAGACUAGUCCAUCUCAUGGUACACAUUCCUCUUCUCAAUCACGACAAGACAAUAGUUCAACAAUUUUCACAGCAUUAUUUGAUUAUGUUGCCCAAGGUGAAGAUGAAUUAUCUUUACAAAGAGGUGAAACAGUUGAGGUCUUAUCUAAGGAUUCAAAAAUCUCAGGUGAUGAAGGAUGGUGGACUGGUAAAAUCCAUGGAAAAGUUGGUAUUUUUCCAGCCAAUUUUGUUGCAGAAGCAGAAAGUAUUGAUCAAGUCUCAUCGGUAAUUGAUAAAGUUCAACCAGUUGAAAUUGAUUUUGAAGAAUUACAGUUAGAAGAAGUGAUUGGAGUUGGUGGAUUUGGAAAAGUUUAUAGAGGAUUUUGGCAAAAACAUGAAGUGGCUGUGAAAGCAGCCCGUCAAGAUCCAGAUGAAGAACCAAGUGUUACAUUAGAAAAUGUUCGACAAGAAGCUAAGUUAUUUUGGUUAUUGAAACAUGAAAAUAUUGUGCAAUUAGAAGGAGUUUGUUUAAAAAUGCCAAAUAUGUGUCUCGUAAUGGAAUAUGCACGAGGUGGUAGUUUGAACAGGGUUCUUAGUGGUAGAAAAAUCAGGCCUGAUGUACUUGUUGAUUGGGCAAUACAAAUUGCUCGUGGCAUGGAUUAUCUUCACAAUAAAGCACCUAUAAGUCUUAUUCAUAGGGAUUUAAAGAGUUCCAAUGUGUUAUUGAGUGAGCCUAUAGAAAAUGAUGAUCUACAAUAUAAAACUUUAAAAAUAACAGACUUUGGACUAGCAAGAGAAGUUUAUAAAACAACUCGUAUGUCAGCGGCGGGCACAUAUGCUUGGAUGGCACCAGAAGUUAUUAAAAAGAGUACUUUCAGUAAAGCCAGUGAUGUUUGGAGUUAUGGAGUACUUUUAUGGGAACUUUUAACUGGUGAAACACCUUAUAAAGGAAUAGAUGCUUUAGCAGUAGCAUAUGGAGUUGCAGUAAAUAAACUUACAUUGCCCAUUCCAUCAACUUGUCCUCAACCUUGGAGAUUUUUAAUGGAAGCUUGUUGGGCAUCUGAUAGUCAUUCAAGACCAGGAUUUGCAGAAAUUUUAAUAGCAUUAGAUGAAGUACGUAGUGCAUUUGCAGCAACACCACAUGAAUCAUUUCACACAAUGCAAGAAGAUUGGAGGCUUGAAAUUGAACAAGUUCUUCAUGGAUUGCGCAUGAAGGAAAAGGAACUGCGCUGUAGAGAAGAAGAAUUGACAAAAGCACAAGUUCAGCAACGACAACAUGAAGAAAACUUAAGGCAGCGAGAACAAGAAUUAGCUGCCCGAGAAAUAGAUUUAUUAGAGCGUGAACUUACUGUAAUGAUAAUUCAACAACAAAAUACUCCUACACCAAACAAAAGACGUGGAAAAUUCAAAAAAUCGAGAUUAAAAUUAAAUAAAAAAGAACCAGGAAGUAAUAUAAGCGCUCCUUCCGAUUUUCGUCACACAAUAACUGUUCAACAUACAGCAUUAGAUCGAGGAAAAGUUCGAAAUCCAUCAAGACCUAAUAGUCCACCAGGCUCACCUAGUAUUCCGAGACUUCGUGCAAUUGCAUUACCAGCAGAUGGAGUAAAGGGUAAGACUUGGGGGCCAUCAACACUUCACCAACGUGAACGUGGAGCUAUUAUCACGCAACCACCAAAUCCCGCAUCUCCAGGUGGCAAACGAUGGUCUCGUUCUGCUCCAGAUCUAGAAAAGACACCCCUACGUACCGCUCUGUUGGCACAUCGUUCCCCGCUUCUUCAAGAAAUAGUAACAGUCCUAUAUUUUCUUUACCACAGGCCUUUCAGAGGAAAGCAUCUAUCCCACUCAAAUUUGAUUAUUUUUGUAGACUAUACAACUUUACCACCUGAUCUCUCAACUGAUUGGAUAACAUCAGAUUAUCCUUUGAAGCCUGGAUUAACUGGACCUUACAUUAUGCCAAUGCCUGUACCAAUGCCAACUCUUUACAAUGGAGAAAUGAAGAAGCCAAAGUUAAGUGUAAUAGAAUUGGUUUUAUAUAAUAUCGCAGCUAUGUUAGCUGGAGUAGCUACUGGAUAUGAUGUAAGAAUGUCAAACAUAUCUCCAAUUCAUCCAAGAUUAUAUCCACGACUUGGUGAAUGUGAAGAUGAACCUCCACGAUGGUGGUUUCAAACAGAUACUGGAUCAAAUCGUAAUUCCAGUUAUCUUGGACCUGAUUAUGAAUUUAGUUCAAGUAGUGGUUAUCCCCAUAAUACAUACCAUGGACCAGCUAGGCAUUACAGACCAUUUUUAAGCAACAUGGGUGGUAUAGCACCUGGUCUUCCACCUAAUGUGAUACCUGAUAAACCUCUAAGAUUUACUGAUUCACCACAACAUUAUGCAAGCAAUACAAGUUCUAAUGCACCAACACCAAGCCCUAGAAGAAAAAGUAGCAGCACUAGUAAUGAAGAUAUAUAUAUACAUGAUACUGGAAGAGUUGAUCGAAUGGAAAGAGUACCAACAAUAUAUAUGGGCAAUGUUGCUCCCUUUCCAGAUUAUGGACCUCCAGUAUAUACAGUUGUUCCACCAGAAUAUUAUAGAUCACCAGAACCAACAUAUUUUGUACCUACAGAUUAUCAUAUUAUAUCAUUAAAUAUGGACUUUCAUGCUUGCAAUUGCAAAAAUGUAACAAUUACAGAAGGAAUAUUUGGAGAAAUUUGGAUUGAUGAUAGAGAUCAAAUUUUAUCUGAUGUUAUACCAAAAACGAUAAAAUCAUAUACUAUGGUGAAUACUAAUCGAAUGGAAAUUGUUGUUAUUACUUGGGGUGCUACAAUUGUAUCUUUAAAAUGUCCAGAUAAAUAUGGAUAUUCUGCUGAUAUUGUUCUUGGCUUUGAUAAUAUAAAAGGAUAUACAAAUCCUGUAACAAAUCCAUUUAUUGGUUGUAUAUUAGGCAGAUGUGCAAAUCGUAUUAAAAAUGGACAUAUUACUAUUAGAGGCAGAGAUUAUGAAUUAACAAAAAAUGAUUUUAAUGGAAAACAUCAUUUACAUGGAGGAACAAAUGGAUUUGGUCGUAAAAUUUGGGAUUCAUACAUUGCUGGAUGUUCAGUUGUUAUGAGCUAUUUAAGUCAAGAUGGUGAAGAAGGCUAUCCAGGUGCAGUGUUAACUACAAUAAGAUUUAAAUUGACUUCAGAUAAUAAGCUUGAUAUUUGUAUGAGAACAACAACUUCAAAACCAACAAUAGUGAAUUUAUCACAUGGAUCUAUGUUUAAUUUAGCUGGACAUGAUUCUGGAGAAGCUGAAUUGAGAAAACAUAAAGUACUACUAAAUUGUGAUCGAUGGACAUUUGCGGACUAUACAGAUCCAAUUCCAACAGGUGCUAUACGUGGAGUAGGUGGAACAGUAAUGGAUUUUCGAAUACCUAGAAUUUUAGGAGAAUAUAUGGAAAAGGUACCACCUGGAGAAGGUUAUGAUCAUAAUUUGUGUGUUACAAAAAGUGGACAAUCUGGUAGCUCAUUUGUAGCCAAAGUAUGGCAUGUAAAAAGUGGACGUGCUUUAGAAAUUUAUUCAGAUCAACGUGGAGUACAAUUUUAUACUGGAGGUCGUUUACCACCUCAAAUUAGCCCAGAACUUUUACCUACAUAUGAAUUAUUAGAAGAUAUUGGGGAAAUUGAAGAAAAUGAUGAACUAUAUAAAAGUGAUUAUGAAGAUGAAGAAGAAGAAAUAAAAGUUGAAAAGCAAUAUAAAAAAAUAAUAACUGUGCCUAAAAAAAUAGAAUUUAUUUUGGGAAAAAAUGGAGCUCAAUAUAAAAAGUAUAGUGCUUUCAGUAUCCAACCACAAAAUUAUCCUAAUGCAAUCCAUUAUUCACAUUUUCCGUGUUCUAUAUUAUAUCCUGGUCAAGUUUAUUAUCAUGAUUUGACAUAUAAAUUUGAAGUGCAUCUUGCAAAUUAUAUGUAAUAAUCAAAUCUUUAUAUUUGUAUUAAUUCUUAUUGUUUUAUAAAUUUUAUAUAAUUUAAAUAUUAAUUUCAAAAAUAUUUUUAAUAAAAGUUUUUUCUAAAAUGUAAUAUUAA